AUGAUUAAUAUUUUAGGUUAUUGCAGUGGUCUUGUUUGUUAUGUAUGUCAAAAUUGUGCUGAUCCAGCUGAUUUAAAUGAAUUCACAAACAAUACAUGUCCGGGUCCUUGUAUGAAAAUUUACACAACCAUUCCAACCAUGGGUUCUUAUGUAUAUAAAGCAUGUACACAAUCAUGCACAGAAAAACAAUUUUAUUUUGGUUUUUCAAAACUUGAAGUUAAAUGUUGUAAUAAUACAGAUCGAUGUAAUGCUGGUCAACAUUCAACAUUUUUUAAUCAUUUUAAUCAAUUGAUAAUGACAUUUGCCAGUGUUACUUUUUCAUUUUUAUUAUUCUAUCGAUUAACAACAGUCAUUUUAUUACACUAUGCUACUUGUAUGGAUUGCUAUGAUUGUCAAAAUUGUGAAAUACCUGCUAAUGAUCAAGCCAAUACCGCUACAUGUGGUUCAUCUGUAACACAAUGCAUUAAAGUAACAGCAAAAUUAGGUACCGUUUAUACAUACGUCCUUAAACAAUGUGGACCAUGUUCUAAUGAAACAUUUGCAUUUGGUGUCACUUUUCUUCAUGUUGAUUGUUCUCUUUGGAUUGUUUUAAUCGUAUUUUGUUCUUUACUUGUUAUCGGUGGAUUUUUCUAUCUAUUCUAUAGACUCUAUAUUAAUUAUAUUUAUAAAAGAAAACGAUUAUGGUAUGAAAUAAGAUCACCAUUAGUAAAUAAAUCUGUAGAGAAAAUUGAUCAGAAUUUAAUUUCUUUAUUACCACGACAAUCAAUAUCACCACUUAUUGAAGAAUAUCUUCCUUAUGAAUUACAAAAACAACCAAUACAAAGAAUAAUGAUUACUCAACUUCAAUUUAAUAAACCACCAUUAUUUAUAAAGAAUUUUAAAGAAGAAUGGGAUGAAAUGGAUGCAAUAAGCGUAUUUUCAUUACAAUCAAUAUCUAAUCAAACUUCAUAUUAUACAAUUAGAGAACAUACUUUUUGUGAAGAAUUAAUUCUUGAUGAAAAAUCUCUUAUUAAAUCUUCAUCAUUAACUUUUUCAAAUGAAUUUAUUACGUCAUCACCUUCAUCUGUUGAACAAUUAUUUUCUGUCAGUAAUUCUUCAAAGCGAACACCAUUACCAUCAUUUUUCAAACCAUUUAUUAGUUUAUCUAAACGAUUAAUUCACAAUGAAAAAUAUAUCUCAGAUCAAAAUAAUUCAUCGAAUCACAUUGUGCUUACUAUGGAUAAUUUUAAAGAAAUAAAAAUAUUUGAUAAUGUCUCACACGUAUAA
Rotaria sp. Silwood1 is the source of this 1266-nucleotide messenger RNA. The record is from the annotation of a GenBank genome assembly. NCBI's taxonomy places the organism in Eukaryota, Metazoa, Rotifera, Eurotatoria, Philodinida, Philodinidae.